Molecule: messenger RNA, 1146 nt
Organism: Aspergillus vadensis CBS 113365
Lineage: Eukaryota; Fungi; Ascomycota; Eurotiomycetes; Eurotiales; Aspergillaceae
Product: putative extracellular cellulase CelA/allergen Asp F7-like
Exons: 3
Coding region: 1-1146 (381 amino acids)
Source: RefSeq, a predicted model, not a curated record
AUGAAGUAUCAACGCCUCGCCUCUUUGGGCUUGACUGCCCUGAGUGCGGCUGCAACGGUCUCUGCCAACCCACUGCUGAACCGUGAAGCUGAGGGUCAAUGCCCCCAAGGCUACACCCAGAGCGUCUACUACAAGACUAUCACUCUCCAGCCCUCCUCUACUGCGCCAACCGCGCCAACCUCUACGCUCGCCAGUGUAGGUGAAGGCCAAUGUCCUGCUGCAACUACCGAAGCUGCCGCGACCACUGAAGCUGCUGCCCAGCCUACCCCUGAAGCCGCUACCACCGAGGCUGUCACUAGCCAGGCUGCUGCUGCCGCUACCACCGAAGCUGCUACUACUCAGGCUGCUGCUACCACCGAAGCCGUUGUUCAGUCUACCCCUGAGGCCGCUACCACUGAGGCUGCCACUACCGAAGCUGCUGCUACCCAGGCCGCAGCCACUACCGUCGAAUCCAAGUCUACUUCUUCUAGCUCAACCGCUGCUAGCGCCGCGACAUCGUCUGCCUCCAGCUCCAGCUCUUCCACCUCUAGCAGUGCCCUGAGUUCCGAGUACUCGGGUGAGGCAACUUUCUACGGCGGUAACGUCUCGGGUGGAACUUGCUCGUUCACUGACUAUACUAUCCCCUCUGGCCUCUUCGGCACGGCACUCUCCUCCCAACGCUGGGACAACGCAGCGGAAUGUGGUUCUUGUGUUGAGGUCACUGGCCCUAGCGGUACCAAGAUUAAGGCCAUGGUUGUCGAUGAAUGUCCCGAAUGCGACUCCAACCACCUCGAUCUCUUCGAGAGCGCCUUCUCCGAGCUGGCCGACAUCUCCAAGGGCGUUAUCAGCAUCGACUGGGAAUACGUUGCCUGUGGUAUCACCUCCCCAAUCGAACUGGUCAACAAGAGCGGCACCUCCGCCUACUGGUUCGCCAUGCAGGUCGUCAACUCCAACCUGCCCGUCACCAAGCUCGAGGUCAGCACCGACAGCGGUAGCACCUGGCAAUCCACCACCCGUUCCUCCUACAACUACUUCGAGAACCAGAGCGGUUUCGGUACCGACACCGUCGAUGUCCGUGUCACUGCCGAGGGUGGUUCUCAGAUCACCGUCAAGAACGUCAGCGUCUCGUCUGGCUCGUCUGUCACUGCUUCCUCCAACUUUGAGUAA